AUGAGUACUACUAGCGAUAUUUCGAAUAUAGGUGUAUCAUGUACAUCAUCUGUGUCCACUGUUUCUACUGUGGAACCUUCGCACCUACUAUAUUUGUAUCCAUACUAUUCUCCUGGAACUGUUAUUGUUUCUACUACAUUCAAUGGUUUGGGUUAUGGGAGUUGGCGUAGAGGAAUGCUGAUACGUCUCUCGUGUAAGAACAAGCUAGGAUUGAUUAAUGGAAUGAUUCCUAAACCUAGUGCAGAUUCUCCUUUGUAUGAGCCUUGGUGUAGAUGUAAUGAUACGGUUACUGCUUGGUUUCUAGAUAGUUUGGACAUGGAAAUUAGAGAGAGUGUUAUGUACACAGAAUCAGCUGAAAAAUUAUGGAAGGAAAUAGAGCAGCGUUAUGGAAAGCCAAAUGGGAGUAAAGUGUUCCAGAUACGCAAAGAAAUCUCUUCCAUCUCUCAAGGAUCUUCCAACAUAGCAUCUUAUUUCAAUAGGAUUAAGAAACUCUGGGAUGAGCUAGCAUUCUCUAUAUCAUAUCCUCCUUGUGUAUGUGGGUGCAAGGAAGCCUUUCAGAAGAUAGAAGAAGACCAAAAAGUCCACCAAUUUCUAAUGGAUUUAAAUGAGAACUACUCUAAUGUGAGAAGAAAUAUUUUGAUGAUGAAGCCUCUUCCAGAUAUAGAUACUGUAUAUGCAAUUCUGAUUGAAGAUGAGAGUCAGACAGAUGCUAAAACUUCAGUUCCCUCUUUCAGUUCAGAGUCUGCAUCAUUCAGUACUGCAGUUCAGAAACCAAUUUCUACUGGAGUUCAAAAACCAUACAGUCAGAGAGUCAAUUUUGAUCCUUCUAGGAAAUUUAAUUCUAACCUGAUUUGCAAGUAUUAUAAAAAGCCUGGUCAUUCCAUUGAGAAGUGCUAUAAACUACAUGGCUAUCCACCUGGUUCCAGAAUCAGACUAAAGAAAAAUGUUGCAUGUGCUCAAGUUUGCGACUCUCAAGUGGCAGUGCAUUUUGAGAAUUCUGGAACGGAUGGUUCUAAAGUGCCUCAGACUGAUGUUGGAGGCUAUAUGUUGACUAAGGAACAAUAUGACCAACUCAUUUCUUUUAUCCAACAAUUUAAGAUCUCCUCUGCUGCUCAAGACUUUGCUACAGGGUCUGCUAAUUUUGCAGGUAUGAUAAACUCUACUACUACUAGUUCUGAUGGUAUUGUUGCUUGCAAUGUCUCUAGUAUAGAGAGUGGUGUUUGA
Nicotiana attenuata is the source of this 1224-nucleotide messenger RNA. RefSeq lists its product as uncharacterized. Lineage: Eukaryota; Viridiplantae; Streptophyta; Magnoliopsida; Solanales; Solanaceae. The transcript has a single exon. Bases 1 to 1224 code for a protein of 407 amino acids. The record is from RefSeq and is a predicted model, not a curated record.